Fusarium vanettenii 77-13-4 is the source of this 1515-nucleotide messenger RNA. RefSeq lists its product as uncharacterized. The coding region runs from base 1 to 1350 and encodes 449 amino acids. Gene Ontology annotation, cellular component: microtubule; spindle; cytoplasm. Lineage: Eukaryota; Fungi; Ascomycota; Sordariomycetes; Hypocreales; Nectriaceae. The transcript has 7 exons. Gene Ontology annotation, molecular function: structural constituent of cytoskeleton; GTP binding. Gene Ontology annotation, biological process: mitotic cell cycle; microtubule cytoskeleton organization; nuclear division. The record is from RefSeq and is a predicted model, not a curated record.
AUGCGUGAGGUCAUUAGCAUCAACGUCGGCCAGGCCGGUUGCCAGAUCGCCAACUCCUGCUGGGAGCUUUACUGCCUCGAGCACGGCAUCCAGCCUGAUGGUUACCUCACCGAGGAGCGAAAGGCUCAGGACCCCGACCAGGGCUUCAGCACUUUCUUCUCCGAGACUGGUCAGGGCAAGUAUGUCCCCCGCGCCAUCUACUGCGAUCUCGAGCCCAACGUCGUCGAUGAGGUCCGCACCGGUCCCUACCGAAACCUCUUCCACCCCGAGAUGAUGAUCACUGGCAAGGAGGAUGCUUCCAACAACUACGCCCGUGGUCACUACACCGUCGGAAAGGAGCUCAUCGAUGGCGUCCUCGACAAGAUCCGCCGCGUUGCCGACAACUGUGUUGGUCUCCAGGGCUUCCUCGUCUUCCACUCCUUCGGUGGUGGUACCGGUUCUGGUUUCGGUGCUCUCCUCAUGGAGCGUCUGUCCGUCGACUACGGCAAGAAGAGCAAGCUCGAGUUCUGCGUUUAUCCCGCUCCUCAGACCGCCACCUCUGUCGUCGAGCCCUACAACUCCAUCCUGACCACCCACACCACCCUUGAGCACUCCGACUGCUCCUUCAUGGUCGACAACGAGGCCAUCUACGACAUCUGCCGCCGAAACCUCGGUCUUGAGCGCCCCAACUACGAGAACCUGAACCGCCUCAUUGCUCAGGUCGUCUCUUCCAUCACCGCCUCGCUCCGAUUCGACGGUUCCCUCAACGUCGACCUGAACGAGUUCCAGACCAACCUGGUCCCCUACCCCCGAAUCCACUUCCCUCUGGUCGCCUACGCUCCCGUUAUCUCGGCCGCCAAGGCUGCCCACGAGGCCAACUCGGUCCAGGAGAUGACCAUGUCUUGCUUCGAGCCCAACAACCAGAUGGUCAAGUGUGACCCCCGCCACGGCAAGUACAUGGCCACCUGCCUGCUGUACCGCGGAGACGUUGUCCCCAACGACGCCCACGCCGCCGUUGCCACCCUCAAGACCAAGCGAACCAUCCAGUUCGUCGACUGGUGCCCCACUGGCUUCAAGCUCGGUAUCUGCUACCAGGCUCCCGAGAACGUCCCCAACGGCGACCUCGCCAAGGUCAGCCGCGCUGUCUGCAUGCUGUCCAACACCACCGCCAUCGCCGAGGCCUGGUCUUCCCUGUCGCUCAAGUUCGAUCUCAUGCACUCCAAGCGUGCCUUCGUCCACUGGUAUGUUGGUGAGGGUAUGGAGGAGGGUGAGUUCUCUGAGGCUCGUGAGGAUCUCGCUGCCCUGGAGCGCGAUUACGAGGAGGUUGCCACCGACUCCCUCGGCGAGGAGGAGCUCGAGGCUGAGUACUAAGCGGUUUCGGAUGCGAGGACUGGAUUGCUACUGUAAAGCCAGUUUUAGCCUGUCACCGAUAGAGAAGGUGUAUUUUCUAUUUUUCAACGGUCAGAAGCCAAAAUGAGUUUUAAUGUCAAAAGACCAAAUCUGUAGAUGAGAACCUUGCGCGCACGCGGCAUGCUC